AUGGGGGCUUUCAACAGCUGCCUCUCAAACACGCUUCGAUUGUGCUGCACGAAGAAGGUUCACCAGAUCCGCGUCGCCGGUCCAGCUCAAGCAGGGAAAACGUCCAUCAUAAAAUGGAUGAAGUAUAAGAGCUUCUUCAAGCUGGCUCCCACAGAAGGACUGGAAGUAGACCGGAUCGACUACCCAGAUACUGCACUCGUUAUGUGGGACACCAGACAGCAUUUUGAAGACAUGGUGCGACCACAUCAGCUGGACAUUCGCUGCAUCAUUUUCGUGGUGGACAGUGCAGAUCCAGGCCGUCUUCGAGUUGCCAACCGCUCACUUGACCGCUUGCUGCGGGACUUGCCCAACGCAAAUAUUCUUCUCGUCUUCGCGACAAAGCAGGACAGGCCGGGUGCUCUAUCGGUAGCGGAAAUACAACAUCAGUUACGGUUGCAUCAGCUUGUGGACAAGGAAUGCGGAGUUUUUGCCUGCAGCGCCAAGACUGGCGAAGGCAUAGAGGAGGGAAUUUCAUGGCUUAUUAGGCAGCUGAAGCAGCAAGACGGUGCACCUUGUGCAUGCGACGCCGAUCAGUCAAUUCCGUGCUUCUUGCAGCAACUUUUGCAGGCUUUGUCCAACGCUCAUUUGGUGCCAGACCACAUCUGGGCGACCAUUUUCAGGAGCAUCAGCCAGCAGCAGCUGCAAGAGUAA
This is a messenger RNA of Eimeria acervulina, 690 nucleotides long. Its product is annotated as ADP-ribosylation factor-like protein 1, putative. Gene Ontology annotation, molecular function: GTP binding; GTPase activity. Gene Ontology annotation, cellular component: Golgi apparatus; cytoplasm. NCBI's taxonomy places the organism in Eukaryota, Apicomplexa, Conoidasida, Eucoccidiorida, Eimeriidae. Gene Ontology annotation, biological process: intracellular protein transport; vesicle-mediated transport. The transcript has 6 exons. The record is from RefSeq and is a predicted model, not a curated record. Bases 1 to 690 code for a protein of 229 amino acids.